AUGCUCUACAAACAGCCACAGAGACCAGCUCGCACCCUUCGCGGUCGAGUUGAUGAGAACAUGAUUGCCUUCAACCGCGCUGGCAAGACCAUCCAUCACCGCAACAAGUCGUCGCCUGCCUUGUCGGCUCUGGCAAACAGCAACAGCAACAGCAACGCUACCAGCAAGGAACCAGUCAGACGUGCUGCCUUUGGCGAUGUCAGCAACACCGUCAAUUCCCUUCGAUCUGCCAAAGAUGACUCUUCUCUCCCAUCCAAGGACACUAUCAAAAUCACCGAGAAGCCGCUCUGUCUUGCUCGCCCAGCCCAGCGCCCCAUUCACUCCAUUAGUACAAAGCCAGCAGUGAAUGCCAUCAUUAACGCUGAAGUCGGUAUAAAGCCAGGCUCAGAGAAGACGCAGGCGAAAAAGAUUCAGACCAAACGUGCCAAUGCUGUCUUUAAAGACCCAAUUUUGCAGCCGGUCGUCGAGGAACCAACCACCAAGCAGCAAAAACCACAGCAGCAGCAGCAGCAGCAGGAAAAGGCUUCUGCCCCGCAAGCUUCCGUGAGUGAGGCAUCGUCAAAGUCUGCUGAGCCAUCCAAAGAGGUCGAAAAGGACGUCAAGGGCGCGACCAAUCCUCCCAAAUCAGCCACUACAGAACCUGCUCCUGCUCAAGUAACUAAAACGAUGCCUGCAGCUACGGCCGUUGCCGAAGAACCUGCAGUUAAAGAAGCCGUUGUCAAGGCAACCGUCGAACCCGGACCACCAGUGCCAAAUCAUAAUGCAAAGGAUGCCAAUGAGGUGACAAAGCCCAAGGUUACCAGGAUAUCCAGCGAUGGAGCCAGAGGCUCAAUGCAAUCGACCAAACGACCAAGUGAUAUCACCGUCUCGUCGCGUAAAUAUGACCAGUCUGAACCAGAAGAAUACUGGGACGAAGAGGAGGAAGACAACUAUGACGAAGAUGGCUAUGCCACCGCCCGCUCAUAUCGUUCCCGUGAUAAUACCACUGGCGGCGCAACGAUGGUACUAUUCCCCAGGAUGAGCCAGCAGUCCCGUCGGGAACUAGCUCUGGCAAGGCAGAUCAUGGAAACCUCUACCUCCGUCGAAGAGUACGAUGACGAGUGGCGGGAUACUACAAUGGUAGCUGAAUAUGGUGAAGAGAUCUUCCAAUACCUAAGAGAGCUCGAGCUCAAACUCCUCCCAAAUGCCCAUUACAUGGACAACCAAGCAGAGAUUCAGUGGUCAAUGCGCUCUGUGCUGAUGGACUGGCUGGUCCAGGUCCACCACCGCUUCUCGCUUCUUCCAGAGACUCUAUUCCUCUGCGUCAACUACAUAGACCGUUUCUUGUCUUGCAAGAUCGUCUCGCUGGGCAAGCUCCAGCUCGUUGGCGCUACCGCUAUCUUUAUCGCUGCAAAGUACGAAGAGAUCAACUGUCCCUCGGUACAGGAGAUCGUCUACAUGGUUGAUAACGGAUACACCGUUGACGAGAUUCUCAAGGCCGAACGUUUCAUGCUUAGCAUGCUCCAGUUCGAGCUCGGAUGGCCAGGGCCAAUGAGCUUCCUCCGUCGGAUUAGCAAGGCUGAUGAUUAUGACCUGGAAACUCGUACUCUCGCAAAGUACUUUUUGGAACUCACCAUCAUGGACGAGCGGUUCGUCGGCACGCCACCGAGUUUCACUGCUGCCGGCGCCCACUGUCUAGCCAGACUGAUGCUGCGGAAAGGGGACUGGACCCCUGCCCAUGUAUUCUAUUCCGGAUACACAUUCGGCCAGCUCUACCAGCUCAUUGGCCUCAUCCUCGAAUGCUGUGAGGCUCCACAGCAGCACCAUCUAGCCAUAUACGAGAAGUACGCAGACCGCAGGUUCAAGCGUGCCUCAAUCUUCGUCGAGAACGAGAUGCUCAAUGGCUACCGCCUCCCCGAGGUCCACGAAGGUUCCAGCCUUUGGUCCAUGCUAGAUCGCCGGGCCAGCUCCAAGCGGUUGUGA
Messenger RNA from Trichophyton verrucosum HKI 0517, 1962 nucleotides. RefSeq lists its product as uncharacterized. Gene Ontology annotation, molecular function: cyclin-dependent protein serine/threonine kinase regulator activity. The transcript is spliced from 3 exons. Gene Ontology annotation, cellular component: centrosome; nucleus; cyclin-dependent protein kinase holoenzyme complex. Lineage: Eukaryota; Fungi; Ascomycota; Eurotiomycetes; Onygenales; Arthrodermataceae. Bases 1 to 1962 code for a protein of 653 amino acids. The record is from RefSeq and is a predicted model, not a curated record. Gene Ontology annotation, biological process: regulation of cyclin-dependent protein serine/threonine kinase activity; mitotic cell cycle phase transition.